Molecule: messenger RNA, 549 nt
Organism: Argentina anserina (silverweed cinquefoil)
Lineage: Eukaryota; Viridiplantae; Streptophyta; Magnoliopsida; Rosales; Rosaceae
Exons: 2
Coding region: 1-549 (182 amino acids)
Cellular component (GO): chloroplast
Source: RefSeq, a predicted model, not a curated record
AUGUUGAGGCAUUUCCAAAUGGGAAGUUGGACUACGCUGGUCUCUUUCCCAUACACAUUACCUUGUUCUCCUAAAGUCACCAGUACUUCUGCAACUGAAAACAGAUGUCCCAGUAGAGCAUGCUCUACGAUUAAAGCUUCGAACAAUGUCCUCAAACCACUAGUCUACUCGGGUAUUCGCUGCGCCGCUAGACGAAGAGUGAGAUACGAUGACGCCGAUGAUGGGGAGGAAGAUGAAGAGACUUAUAACAAGGAGAUAGCAAUGUUGGAGCUGUAUAGUCAAGGUGUGAGAGGAGAAGCACUUAUCGUUCACGCAUGGGUGGAUAACCAACCAGUGGAAGUGCUUAUCUUCAAGGGGUUCUCUUCAAGCUUGAGUUACGGGACUUCAGCAGACCCAUCAAAAAGCAUUCUUCCGGCAAGAGCAGUGAUAGAGAGUGUAGACAGGGUGCGAGGACCUUUUGACCCUUCGAAUAUAGAGUACUUGCAGAAAAACAUAAACUGGGAAGUGUUCAAGAGCAAUCUACCACCCAAGUUACAGAUAGAUAUAUAG